Messenger RNA from Cyclocybe aegerita, 573 nucleotides. Lineage: Eukaryota; Fungi; Basidiomycota; Agaricomycetes; Agaricales; Hemipholiotaceae. The record is from the annotation of a GenBank genome assembly.
AUGAGCCGAUGGUCCACAGUACCAACCUGGUGCAAGCACACUUCCGGGACGCCUAUAUUGGCGACGACGUUACCUGGGAUGCCUAAUCGCGUUACCGCGAUCGUCGCAACCCCUGCCAGUCUCGGCACCGAAUAUGUCAAUCAUUGGCGUAUAUUCUUGGCGUUGUCGGACAACGUCUGCAUUAUCUUUGACCCUGUCAAGGUGUCCCGUACCAGCACCCGCUUGCGUCUCGGGAUCGACGCGAGGCCCUAUCGUCUUACAAACAGGGGAUUAAUGGCGAUCCCAUUCUCCCUCGGUGCACAACAACAGAUUACCCCGUAUACAAUUUAUCAAGCGCUUCACAAUAAUCGUCUUUUGGAGUAUAGGUUCACCCCACAGGGGCGAGGCUGCCGUUUCUGGAUCAAGGCUGUCGUCACUUUCCUCGCUCAGAACAGCUUCAUUGCCUUCAGCAACCCCACACUCUUACAGCCCUACCUCGUCUGGAAAUAUCGCUUCACUGGACGGAUUCUCGCUACCGGAGUUGCGGAGACCAACGCGGAGCCCGACCCCAUGCCAGCGGGUACCUUCCUUUAA